Seriola dumerili (greater amberjack) is the source of this 633-nucleotide messenger RNA. It is a transcript of the gene ltc4s, whose product is annotated as leukotriene C4 synthase-like. NCBI's taxonomy places the organism in Eukaryota, Metazoa, Chordata, Actinopteri, Carangiformes, Carangidae. Gene Ontology annotation, biological process: leukotriene biosynthetic process. The transcript has 5 exons. Gene Ontology annotation, cellular component: nuclear envelope; membrane; endoplasmic reticulum. Gene Ontology annotation, molecular function: glutathione peroxidase activity; enzyme activator activity; leukotriene-C4 synthase activity. The coding region runs from base 33 to 491 and encodes 152 amino acids. The record is from RefSeq and is a predicted model, not a curated record.
UGUCUCUGUCUCACCUGUCGUCUGUGCGGGGGAUGAUGAUGAUGGACCAGGCGGUCGGCCUUGCCGCCGUCAGUGUGCUGGGCGUCCUGGAGCAAGCUUAUUUCUCUCUCCAGGUGAUCUACGCCAGGAGGAAGUACUCGGUGUCUCCGCCCACCACGGCCGGACCGCCGGAGUUUGAGCGAGUCUUCAGAGCUCAAGCGAACUGUUCAGAGUACUUCCCCAUCUUCAUCACUGUGCUGUGGACGGCCGGAGUCUUCUUCAGUGAAGGUCUGUCGUCAGUCUGUGGUUUGCUUUAUUUAUACGGACGAUUCCGUUACUUCCGUGGAUAUUCACAGUCUGCACAGGGACGUCUGGCUCCUCUGUACUUCAGCGCUCAGAUCCUCUGGGUUCUCAUCGGGUUCUCGUCUCUGGGCGUCCUCCUCUCGUUCUGCAGAGUUUACCUGAAUGUGGACCUGCUGCAGGUGGUCGGCUCCGCCCUCGACCUGGUCUGAAGAACAAACAAAGAAACAAACAGGAGAAGAGGUGGAGAAGAGAUGAAGGAAAGUAUGGUGCUGGGGUCAGAGGUCAGAUGUCGGGAGAAGACAAGUCGACUGUUUAUCUAUUUAAUCAAUAUUAAAUUAAAUGUGCAAAUUU